AGAGAGAGAUUCUUGUUUGGUGGACACACAACGUAGAGGACGAAAGGAAAGGGAGCAUGAGGGCUGUGAUAAAUCUGAGACCAAGGGCAGGGCAGCUGUCGCCACGGACCUACACUGACAUAGAGGCUAUGAAAGCGGAUUUUUAAAUCGCGGACCAGUUCAUAAUCUCCAACGGUUUUCCCCUCCACAUCAUCUCCCAAAAUUGCGCACAGCUGGCUGCCCUCUCCAACAUACAACCGGUCUCUCCCGGACAAAGUUUACUUCGGUGUCCCUUUUUGAUUGAUUGGUAUCUGCGAAUAGGAUACUCCGUCUGUGGGUCAGCCUGGCGCUCCACGUAAAGGUAAGAGAAUGCGGUCUGCCCUCUGUGUUUUUAUAAAAGAGGUGAUGUCUCCGUGAUUUAUGGCUAGCCUACUCGGUUGAGAUGACGGUUCAGGAAGACUUCAUCCAAAAGCCAUUAGCGCCGGUUAAGGCAUGCCGUGCACGCAGCCUACCAGUAGCCUACCUACCCAUCCCUGCCCGGUCUCAUGGCAAGUCGUUUCUCCUCAUUCCUUUUUCAUUCAUUCAUGAUAUUGUGAUUAGACCAUGGAAUCUUACUGAAAGUGAUCGUGCCUCGGGACUUGAGACUCUUAUUCAUUACUCCAUAUAACUCCUUAUUCAUAACUUGUGCAUAACUCCAAGCAUGUGCGUUAUUUAUUAUCUUUCGACAGAAAACUUGCAUUUAACACCUUGAGCAGUGAACAGUGCUCGCUCAAGGACCCCAUGCAUCAGCGUCAGUUUUUGUCUGGACUGGACAGCAGCCAUUAUUGCACGGCAAGAAAAAAAGAGUUUGUAGGCUACGCCAUGGACAGCCGCCGGUUUUUCAGGUUUUACCCCCACCCUAAUCUGUCCAGUGAGCUUGUAGACAGAGAGAUAGGUCACGCGUACCGAAGAGCGGAGAGACAGCCUAUUAGCCCACAGGCCUGUGGUGGUCCUGAGUUUUACCAUCCCUUUUAACCCGUUACGACAAGGCGUUAUAAAAUUGCUGUUACCAGAAUGGCAAUGGCGAAGUCGUAAUGCAUUACUAAAUGCCCCGUGUUAAGUCAUAGUAUUGUAGUACUAUGGUAGUUAACUUUUCAAUUGCUAUUACAGCGUGCCACUGGGGGUACGGUGUGCAUUAAGGGGUUGCACCGUAAACAAUCGAACGAAAUUGCAUUAUAAACUACACCAAAAGGGAAGUGGGUGAAGCCAACCGAAUACACCCUAUUUAAAUAAUAUGCCUAGUCUACCACUCUGAGCAAACCCAUAAGGAUUUAAGAUGUGGAAACAUGCAGAUGCUGUUGUUAGUUUGUUUUAUCUUUGUUCUUAUUAAUAUCUACAAUACUAUACAUCCUUAUUUAAAGAUAUAUUUACGCUCCCCUGUGCACGCUUGCGUUAUUAUUUUUUUUAAACGAACCUACGCGUACCGUCAACUCUUUCUAUACGCACUUAAACAGACUACGUAGUAUACAUGGUCUAUAAAUUAACCCAGCUCUAUCAAACUGAACCUGCUGACCUAACUGAUUUUCCUUUUUACUUCAGAGAUUACCGAGGAAAGACACGACUUGAAAGUCCUUCGCCUGGACCAUAAUUGUCACCGUUCCUGCACUGUCCUCCUAAGAUAUGCAAAAAGACAUUUUCUACAUGCAGUAUGAAUGUGGAAAUGGCCCCACGGUUGUCCCCAGACCACAGGUACAUUCUCAAGUCGACCAAGAAACACACUGCUACCGGCAUCCGGCGUGCGUUUGGCCGGUUUCUGACGAUCGCUCCACUGUCUCCAAUAAACCAAGACAGGGCCCUGAGCACAACCAUCCGGCCUCCACCUCGCCUGUCUUCUGUGGCAACAACCACAUACAAUCGCCCGAUACUCAGGACUCAAGCCCCAGCAACAAGUCCGCAUCCUGUGGUCUUAUUGGGCAAGACUUACCAACGCACACGCAGAAUCAAGCUUUGGCUUGGAUGAAGGGGACCAGCCAAAGGUCCAAACAAAAUCCGUACUGUGGCAACUCAGACAAGUAUCCACUUGAGAAGAGACCGAGGUCAGAUUUCACCUGUUCGAAGCGCGCGCGCACUGCCUACACCGGCGCGCAGCUCGUGGAGCUGGAGAAGGAAUUUCAUUUCAGUCAUUACCUCUGCCGCUCGCGCCGAAAGGAGCUGGCCAGUCAGUUGAGCCUCACGGAGAGACAGAUUAAAAUAUGGUUCCAGAACCGGAGAAUGAAACACAAGAAGGAUCAGCUGGACGAGGGCAUCUUGUCUUCCCCGGAGGAACAGCAGUCACCCUGUAGUCCGAGGUCGUGGUCUCCAAGCGCUGCCAUUAGGCCUUUUGAAAGUGUCCGUCAUCAAUUCUCGGUCCAUCAUCUGGACCAUAACCCGCAUUAUGAGCCGCCAUCACCAGGAUAUGAUAAACUCCAUCCCGAUUACCAUUCCUCUGCGUCACAUACGGUCCCGUUGGGCAGCUUGUUGCCUACCUAUCCGUCUGUCCACAGUCAAGAAAGUGUCCAAAGGUGCACUGCGUCUGGUUAUGAUGCAAAUGGUAUUCAAGGCAGAUGGACGCACGGGCAAGGGAAAUCUCGGGGAGACGGCUACUACACAGAACAUAGGCCUACGUCUAAAACUGAUUCCGGAUUGACGAAUUUCUUUCAACCUUCCAGUAACAUCAUGGGCUUCCAGACGGAAACCAUUGGAGGUAAAGCUGGGGAGUUCGGCUUCAGUGGACAACCCAACACUGUCCGCACCAAUUUCACCACCAAACAGCUCACGGAGCUCGAGAAGGAGUUCCACUUCAACAAGUACCUCACGCGAGCCAGGCGGGUAGAAAUUGCCGCCUCUCUGCAGCUGAACGAGACCCAGGUGAAGAUAUGGUUCCAAAACCGGCGCAUGAAACAGAAAAAGCGCGAGAAAGAGGGCAUGCUGUCCUCCUCUUCCAAGUCCCCGUGCAACGCCGGGAGCAGUCCGGGGAAAGGCGACGACGGAUCUGAGAAAUCCCUCUCGAGCCCGUCAACGCCAUCGCCAGUCUCCUCCAGCUGAAGUUUACCACGUGCACCUGUCCGUAUAGGCAUCUCUCUGACAGACCCUUCGCAUGAUAAUCAUCACGAGGAGGUAUAGAACGCCUCCCCCAUGGUGUGAUCUAAAUUAUUAUCGGGAAAAACAAGAACAAUCACUUAUUUAGUAUGGGAAUUAGAUUAUUGUGCAUUUAUAUCAAAGCUGAAAGGGGCCUGCAGUUGCUGUGUUGUCCGUUUUGUCUGUCUGUCUGUCCGUCGGUGUGUAUAGUGUUUUGAGGUCCGCCUUUUGACUGUAUCAUGUGGUAUAGGCCGAAUGGCCCAAUGCGUAAAGUUUAUAUGUUUAAAUAGUCUAACUGAGUUUUAUCAGUAGCAGGAGAAACACACUUUUAUCUUUGUUAUAUUCUAUGAACUGCUUUACAAAAGAUUACGGGUCAAUGUCUAAAUUAAAAUAUCUGUUUGUUGCUAACUAAA
Engraulis encrasicolus (European anchovy) is the source of this 3488-nucleotide messenger RNA. It is a transcript of the gene hoxa1a, whose product is annotated as homeobox A1a. Gene Ontology annotation, molecular function: RNA polymerase II cis-regulatory region sequence-specific DNA binding; DNA-binding transcription factor activity, RNA polymerase II-specific. Lineage: Eukaryota; Metazoa; Chordata; Actinopteri; Clupeiformes; Engraulidae. The coding region runs from base 1639 to 3042 and encodes 467 amino acids. The record is from RefSeq and is a predicted model, not a curated record. The transcript has 3 exons. Gene Ontology annotation, cellular component: nucleus. Gene Ontology annotation, biological process: regulation of transcription by RNA polymerase II.